This is a messenger RNA of Cheilinus undulatus (humphead wrasse), 5731 nucleotides long. It is a transcript of the gene tmem201, whose product is annotated as transmembrane protein 201. Gene Ontology annotation, molecular function: lamin binding; actin filament binding. The record is from RefSeq and is a predicted model, not a curated record. Gene Ontology annotation, cellular component: nuclear inner membrane. The transcript is spliced from 11 exons. Bases 89 to 2014 code for a protein of 641 amino acids. Gene Ontology annotation, biological process: nuclear migration along microtubule. NCBI's taxonomy places the organism in Eukaryota, Metazoa, Chordata, Actinopteri, Labriformes, Labridae.
GCGUGCAUCUUCUCGCCGUUUUCGCGGUAGCGCUGCAUUACACACAUUUUGUGUAUUUGUAGCUUAGCUGUUUGUUAUUUCACCAGACAUGGAGAUGUUUAACCAGCUCCUGCUGGUAUAUCCUGAAAUAGUGUACACUGGGAUCGGAGUAACAGCAUUCGCCACCGGAGGAACGCUUAUCUACAAAAUUGCAACCAGAAAGAAGCCGGUACAUGCUAAGGUAAACUGCUGGUUUUGCAACGAGAAUACAGUGGUGCCUUAUGGCAACAGGAACUGCUGGGACUGUCCCAACUGUGACCAGUACAAUGGCUUCCAGAGUAAUGGGGAUUACAAUAAACCUAUCCCCGCUCAGCACAAUGAGCACCUGAACCAUGGAGUAUGUGGAAGCCUUCCCUCAGCUGUCACAGCUCAGACACAGCAGUGGGUUAAUUGUCAGAUGCUGCUAUGCAGGAAGUGCAAUAACAACCAGACAGUAAAGAUCAAGCAGUUGGCAUCAUUUAUACCAAGAGAUGAGGAGAACUACGAUGAGGAAAUUGAUGCCUAUAAGCACCAUCUGGAGCAGACAUAUAAGUUGUGCCGGCCUUGUCAGACAGCUGUGGAGUAUUACAUCAAAUAUCAGAACCGACAACUUCGCACGGUGCUCCUAAACCAUCAGCUGAGGCGCACUCGAGAUGCAGACAACGGCUUCAUAAAGAGCUCCUAUUCUGCAUCUUCUCCCCUUGGGGUCAUUCUGCUGCGGGCCCUCGCCUUCCUGAUUUGUGCAUUUCUUCUCGCUACAUCUCUUUAUGCAUCGCCAGACCAGGCCUCUUCAACUGCAACCCCACAGACAUUAAGUGGAGGGGUCAUUCCUCCUAAACCUAAACCCUCUAACAAGUCCAGUACAGUUAAUGAAACCAGUGAAAGUGUUCCUGUGUGGCAGAGUGUGGUGGAUCUUCUCCCGGACAAAGCCAUGGAAAGUGGCAAACUAGUAUGGCAGCAUGGACGAGAUAACCAGCUGGCUGUUGUCUCUGUUGGCCUGUUGACUUGUCUCACUGCUAUCUUCUUAGCUGGACCUGUGAGGUUGAGGAGAAUUGAUUCUGCUGCCUCAGUCCUGUGGUUCCUCAUUCUGCUCCUCUACAUGGCUGAAAGCUACGUGACUGGUACCUUAAGCUGGAUGGACACGGCAAAGCUUAGUAUCAUCUCCCUCUGUUGCCUUGUCAGCUUUGCUGCCGCCGUGGCAACUCGCAAACCACUGGGUCCAAGAAGAGCCAGAUAUCGAAGAUAUCUUCCCGGCAGCUCUGCAGUUCCCCUGUCCGGCCAGCCUCCUUUGUUCUCUAAUGGUCAGGCAGACUCCUUCAUCCCCAGCCCGCCCCCCAACAUCUCCAUGCUCCUCAACCGACAACAACAGACUCCACGUGAGCGCAAGGCCUCCCCCUCCUCUCUGCCCGGCCGCCUCAACAGAGCCCUCUGCCUGGGCACCAUACGCUCCCUCAACAGGACAGAUUCUGGUUACCUGUUUAGUGGAAGCAGACCAACAUCAGCAUGCCAAGACUCCCCGCCAUCAGAUUACUUCUCACUGAAGUCAGGGAGUCGCCCAUCAUCACCGGGCCCCUCUCCUCCACCUUCUGUAGCUGGGUCUGUGACUUCCAGUUCGAGUUCUGCCAGACAACGACGACCCCUCAUCUGCCCAGCUCGCCUCAACAUCAGCGGUCAAAGUCUCAGGCUUUUCUCCGCUGAGCCAGAACCCUCACGGAUGUCCCCUCCACUAUCCCCUCCACCUUCCUCUCCAAACUUCCAAAGACAAAAUGAUAUGACUUCAAUGUUAUGGGUCAGAACUGUAGUGGAAGAACAAGUGAAGCAAGACAGCUCCUCAGAGUCCUCUGUAUGUGGGGUUGGCACUACGACAGAAACACCAGAGAGCUGCACCAAUGAGAAAGGUUUCCUGAGGCGUUUCAUCUGGCCUGGGCUUAUGUUUUCUAGUGUGACAGUCAACCUGGUCUUUGCCAGCCUCUACAUGUACAACAACUGGAGAUGAAUCAUCGGUGGGUCUGCUGUGGUUCUCUUUUGGCCCUUAAAGGGUUACCCAGCCUCUGGUUCCUGACGGCCUUGAAGUGUCUGUGGACCUGGAGGUCAGUCAAUAACUCUUAUCAGGAAAAUAUUCUGGUGGAAAGGCUCUGUUAAUACAGAUGUCAGCUGAAAGACAAGAAUGUUUAAGUGAGUGAAGUGGCCACCAACAAAACUCCUAUCGAAGUUACAGAAUGCUGUGCAGAUGUUCAUUUUUGUUAUUUUUGACACUUAAUAGUUUGGCUUUUGUGAUGUGGCCUUUUUCUUUCCAAUGCUGCUCCUGAAACGUGCGACCCAAAUGCACUGUUUUGCCGAGCCUGUCCCUACAUUGGGUCUUGUCUUACCUAGUUACACUGAUUGUAAUGGGUGUGUUACUACUUCGCACUACAUUUGUUGAUUUUUAAAAGCCAAAAAGCUGUAAAUGAAGCAUCGUGCUACACUGUGCUGUAUUAGGAUAUUUUGGAAUUUUUGUGAACGUACAUAUUUGUCUUUGUAUUGUAAUCAUUGAAAACACUGGGUUUCCCCAUGUAGUUCUUUGUUGAUUCAGCUGAGAAUGUUUGGUUUAACUUUUUACACACUAACAACUUUUUUAUAUUUUGGUUUCAUAUUAAAGUGUUUCAUAUCACAAUUGUACACUUAAACAGAUCUCUAUCUCACAGCCUGUUGUUUUCCUUGAUAUUUUGUUCACAGUUGUUCAAAACUCCUCAGGCCAAGUGCAAUAUUGAAGCUCCUGUGUGGAGUUUUUGGCGUAAAUGACUGAAAUUAAUUUUAAUGCCUCUAACUCAGCAGUUCUCAACUUGUCUAUCUUCCCAGCUUAUCACCACCUCCUUCAUGAGAAAUUUUGACCCCAAUUUCUGACAACUUAACAAUCAAGACAAAUUAAGCAUGAUUUUAAAAAAGCCCACUGUUACAAAAACCCUAUGAGUACAUUAUAUGCAUACAUUUAAUUUUUAUUCCAUUUUCCAUGUAAGUGUUGGUUGUUUUCUCAAGAUUAGGGAUGUGGACAGUCAAAUGAUUCAGUUUGAAAAAUCAAAUUAAUUAGCCAACGCAAGAUUUAUGAGUCAGUUUAACCAAUUACCUAUCAUUUUUUUAUAAACACGUGGCUGAAUUCCUGCUCAAAUGUUCUUUGAAAAAAGCUGUUAUGAAGUCUCCCAUCACCGGUAGCCACUGUAGCUUCUAUUAAUAGCCGCUGCCUUCUUGUAAGCUUUCCCCUGACUCUUCACUAGAUGUCAUAUGAGAAGCUUAGCGGUUAGCAUGUCACAGGAGCAGUACUGUAUUUCCAUUUUCUUGUUUUUUUUUUUUAACUACAAAAAUGGAAAUAAAGUUGUAUGUGGGCUGUUAAAAGUUAUAUUCAUGUAACUACUCAACCUUCUAAGCACAAUCUGUUCCGGUAAUAUAAUCUGAAAAGGGGACAGAGCGUUGAAGAGCUAGCUGCUAAUAAUAGCCAAGCUCUACACAGCAUAUUGGGCGCACAUCAUACCUGCUGACACAAUGACCCUGGGGUAAAUUUGACUGUUUUUCUAAGUGUUGUAUCCUCCUUAGACUAGUCCAUUUUAUGCAAUCUAAAUGGCCAUUAAGCCAAAUAGGGAAAUAGAGCCCAGUACAACCUUACUAGAGAUCAUGAUAAAUGGCGGGGAACCGAUGGAAAGACUCACUUUUUAUUUUUGUUUUGUAUUUGGUUAUCAAUUCUAUCUAUAGACUUACAAAAUGAAGUAUGUCAGUGCAGUCCUUUGCUAAUAGACCACAGAAGACUGUAUAAAAAGUAGGCAAGGGUAUGACAUGUACCCUUUAACACAUUAUCAUGGAAAACUAACUUUGUUAUCUAAUGACUAGAGAUAACUAGAUAAAUGGGUUUACACCAUGAGAAAACAAUCUAAAUUUACUUUUUGUCAAGGCAAAAUGGAAUAAAAUCAAAUAAAUUGAUGCGUGUCCACUCAAGGCUUCCAUAUAUCUUGGAUUACUGUCACUUUUUUCCUUUGCUCACAGGACUCACUGAAAAUAACUUUUAGGUCCAAACCCACACAUUCAGAAGUCCGAGUGAACUAGAAAAUUAAACAAGACUAGGAGGCUGGCCACACUGCAUGAUUUUACGCCCAAUGUUAGGCCUGAUUUUACCUCCUUUGAUGAACCAGGCGGUGGGGGUAGUGGUGAUUAUUUAUCCAAAUAAUCCUCAAGUGUGUGGUGUCCACAAGAUAUUUUUACUGCUGGUCCAGUCUCCUAGUGUGCACUUGAACGAUGUGAAAAUCGUAUAUUGUGUGGCCAGCCUUGGGGAAAAACAAUGUACUAAACAGUUAUUUUCAAUUUGUGGAGCUGCGGCUACAGGGUUGGUGUCAGAACAGAAAUUGACAUUAUUUCAUCAGCAAGGAAUCUCAGUAGGUGAUUCAUGUCAAUUUUUUUGUUUUGUUUUUUUGUCAAAAACACAAAUUACACAUGUACAGUACCAGAUGAUCACAAACCAGAAUUUCUUUAUAGAGGUUUAAAAACAGAUUAAGUAAUGAAGAGUUAAGUUUCAGAGAAAACUGACAUGUGCUACUGAAUUUGUCUAGAUGUGGGAACUGUCUAAUAAUAGAUUGAAAACUAUCAUUAGACAAACAAAUAAUGAUAAAUGUCUUUUUUUCUAAUAAAUGUAUUGAUCCAUAAUAUAUAAAGAAAUUUUGUUUGGAUGUGCAUAAUGAUUGAAUGAUAAAGGCACAGAAUCAGAGGGACAUUUUUUCGCCUUGCUGAACUUUGAACUAAUCCUGACUGGAUUAUAAAUUGUACAUCCUUAUCAUUUUGCACUUUUUCUGUUCUAUUAUAUUUCAGUUUGACUGUGUUUGCAUGUCCAUGUUGAAUAUUUUGAUUUUGUAAUAUUUUCAGUAGAAAUGAAAAGCACAGAUUUUUUGUAUAUGUUGAUAACUUGAGUUAAAAAAUGAAAUCUGCAUGUUUAAAAUGUGUGUGAAUUGUUUUCAGGUGACUCUUUUUCAUGUUGUCAGAUUUUUGGAUGUUUAUUUUUCCACUUUGGUGGAUGGCCAUGCACUUGAUUGUUUUAGGAACUAUUUGUUUUUAUCUUUGAAUCACUUCUUGGUGAGCAUUGUUUUCUCGCCCUUGAUGCUGACUUUUUUUGUCGAAAUGUCAAAAGCAAUUUUCUGUUAGUUCUUAUUUUGAAACACAUUUAAUGAAAUCAUGAAAAUGAUCAAAAAAUGAAGUUCUUGAGAGAAGUACAACAUGCUACUGAAAAAUGAAUAUCUAUAUUGUCUUUAAAUGAUGAUAAAUGAUUCAAAACAUCAAUGUAUGACAAACUUUUGAUUAAGUUUGGUUUGAGAAAUGUAUCUUUAACCCUCAACAUACAUAGUGGUGAAAGCAAACACGCCUUUGCAUUUUUUCUUUGUGUAAUUUUGAAUCUAAUAUAACUUUUCAGCCACACUUAAACAAAUCUUAUGUUUCAGUGGAAGAAAAUUAUUAUUUUUUAAAGGUAUGUUUUGCUUCUACUCUGGACUUCACAUUGACCUGCCAAAUCAAGAGUCUGCCCAUUUUGAGUCCUUGUAGGAGAAAGGAUUUAUGUUUUCUUGAAUAUUUCACUUAUGGUGUGAUGUGUUGUUAUCUACAAUGUUUUCUUCAGUGAAAACACCUGUCUGUAAACUGUUUGAUCUGAAACUUUUGCUUGUUUCAUCUGGAUUCAAACAUCUUUUUCAAUAAAGUAUUUUUCUAA